GAUGAGAACAAGUCUUCGUCUUUGCCAUCAGUGCUACCAAAUGUGUUCAAACAAAAGAGUCUUUCAGGAUUUGACUCCAAGUCGGAGACAGAAACAAUCCCAUUUGCACAAGAGGAAGUUAAAACAGAGUUUAUGCAAAAGAAAGGACGUGAAAGUUUUCCUGAAAGUGCAAAGAAAGAACAUAUGUAUGUAUCCGAGGUUGAACUUGAUUCUCUCUCUUGUAAAGCAGCCAAGUUACAGCCUGCAGUGACCGUGAAGGAGCCAAAUAUGGUACAAUUGCACUCAAGUCUCUUUCAAUAUUCAAUGAUUCCUGGCAUUCCAUCCAUUCAUCAGUCAGUGGAAGCUCUUGUAGCAUGGUCUGCUACUGAUAUGAAUGUAUUGGUCCAGCCAUUACCCAGCAAGAGACUGCCUUUGAUAAUCUAUUCAGACUGUGAUAGUGACACAAAUAUGAUCAAACUAAUGGUGGCCAUGUUGCCAACAAGUCAGAGAACUAUUGCUGCAAGCAAUUCUGGUAUGGCAAGUCUUCUAUCUGGGUGUCCAGAAGACACAGUGAUUGCAGGUAUGCCAUGUAAACGAAGUGUCAGUGCUCAUGAAGACAGCUGGCUAUGUUUAAACAAGUCAAUUUCACACAAACCAAGGAGGCCUAAAUGUGUUGUACACCCGCAACAUUCAUGGAAGGCAUUGACAGGAGGCACAGCCAUGGUACACAUGUUAUCUUCUUGUCCUAACAAGGCUUGUACCUAUGGUCUACCUUCUGUUCCAUGUGGCAGUGCCAGCAUGGUUAACUUUGUGACUACUUUUCCAAGAAAAUGCAAAAUUAUUGGUUUUCCUUCCAAGGAUCCAUCCAUUCAUGUUGAAAGUAAAGCUUGGAGAUUGGAUAAUAGUUUGUGUGAGCAGCUCUCAAGAAAGGCAAGUGUGGUGAUUCCAGAGUUUAAGGUGACCAGGUUCCCAUGCCCAGACAAUGCCAAGCUGUUGCCGUCUUGCCCUCACAAAGCCAGAAUAGUUGGCUUUCCAUCAGCGCAUCACACAUAUGCUAUGAACCAUCUGCUUCCAACAUAUCCAAGACAAUCAAGUGUCAGUGGUAUUCCCUCCGGAUUCCACAGUGGGUCUCAAUGGAAUGUUGACAAGAGUUCAAUUUGGGAAAAAAUAUUGGAAAAGCCAGGAACGAUUUCAUCAAUACAAAAGUAUACGAUAUCUUUAAAAAAUGAAGCACUUCAUGCAUUGAUGGUAUCAAUGCUGCCCUCUUGUCCCAAAUACUCUACAGUUUAUGGAAUUCCCAUUAAGGUUGACAAAAGACAAGAAGACACUACCAACAUGUUUAAAUCCAAUAACACUUUCCUAAAACAUACUCAGAUUCCAGGUUUGUCAGUAAAGGAAAUUGCAUUAGAAGAAGGUAACAGUUGGAAUGUGAACACAGGGUCACUCUGUAAAAAAAAUGUCAUUAGGCAGUUGAAAUUUGUCUCUCCACUUUCUCCACUGGAUAAGAUGUCUUCCAACAAUGGAGAACGGAUGCUCUCUAAGUUUCCAUCCUGUCCCCAAGAAGCACGCAGCUUUGGAUUCCCCACUGCAGAGCGCCAACACAAUGAGAACAUGGUGUAUAUGCUGUCAUGUUGCCCAACAUGGUCAAAGAUUGCAGGAUUCCCCUCAAAAGAGGUGACAACUGCUGUUCACAACAUCGCCACUCUCUGGGAAAUGUUUUCGAAACUGCAACAUUGUACACCUAAAAAAAUAUCAAGGACAAUCCUUUCCCUCCAACCUACUGCUGACUGGAUGCGAUCCCCAAAGGAAAUGCUUCCAAAUAUGGUCAAUAUUUUGCCAACUUGUCCAAAGAAAUCUUCUGUCAUGGGGAUGCCAUCAAUAAAUGCACACUGUUUAGUACAAGAACUUCCAAUACCUAUUGAAAUUGAAUCACCUCCGGGGACGAUUAAAGAUGAACACGGUUUGAUGAAGGUGCGAGUUGAGGAACAAGUAACUGCUCUAAACGCAGGAAUGCCACCUUUAACCACUGAAAUGUUGGCCUGUGCCACAUACAGAGAUGACAGUGGGGUUUUACUGCAGCCGGCUUCCCAAAUGGAUAUUGAUGCAUCAGUAUUACCAUCCAGCCACAUGACUAGUUGUGGACAUAAUAUGCAAGAAGAAUAUGCUCUAUGUGAGCAUCUAGCAAAACCAUCAACAGCCAAAAGAAAAAUGGGAAUAAAUGAAGACAUUGUUCAUCCACUUCCAUCUUUGUCUCACACUGAUGAAAAAGUGAUCCCUAAGUUCUCAAAGAAUUAUACAAAUCUGAAUCAAUCAGAUGUUGUUGAACAAAUGGAACUGACUCCAAAUGUUCCAUGUUUGAUGAAGACUGUGAUAGAGUACCAACCAGCCAUUCUCCUGGGGACUUACCCCAAGACAACAGAGAUCCCCGGCAUGCCGUCAAAGCUGGGCUUUACAAACAAAGUGUGGCCAAUCCAAAAGUGGCAACAUUGGGCAAAAAUAUCUAAAAAGCGGGAUGAGGAAGUUUUCCAGCCAUAUGCAUACAAAGACAUUAAAAAGAAUAAGGAAAUGGUUUUACUGGUGCCAACUUGUCCUGCAAAAGCCAGACAUCCUGGAUUCCCAUAUGUAAAACAACAUGAAAGUAUUGUGGAUCUUUACCCCUGUUGCCCAAGAGUUUCCUCUAUCGCUGGUACACCAUCUCUUUGUCAGGCCAAUGAUAGAUCUUGGUUAUCUCAGCCUACGACACUUUUGGAGAAGACCACCAGGACUGUGAUGGUGAAAGAUUUUCCUAUCAAAGAUGUAAUUGAAUCCAUGGUAUUAUCAACCCUAGCUUGUCCAAAACAGGCUUGUAUUUUUGGGAUUCCAUCUGCUUUGACACCUACUAUAAUGUUUAGUGGCUUGAGUGAGAUCAACAUUCUUCCAUCCUGUGCAUCGACUUCCAGCGUGGCUGGUUGGCCGUCUUUGCUUACAGCUGACAGCAAAGACUGGGAUCCAAAAGGAAUAAGUCAUUCUUUAUGGAAGAGAGCACAUUUUUUGGAGUCUGGCUUAUUACAAGAGAAAAGCAACUUACUAAAAUAUCUGAAAGUAGACAUUUCUCUUCUCCAGUGUUGCUCAAGAAAAUCCUGCAUCCCUGGUUUUCCUUCUGCGCAAAAAGUCACACUAACUGACUCAAACAUGGUUAGUCUUGCAAGAUCAUGCCCCAAAACAUCAGAAAUAGCAGGAUUUCCUUCAUUGGAUCAUCCAGAAGAAUGCAUAGUUAACCGAGAGCAACUCUUUAAACCAAGAAUGUGUGAAAAGCAUUUGCUGUUGAUGAGAAGCUUUCCCAAGGACAAGAUAAAUAUGAAAACAAUGUAUUUCCUUGUGCCAUCCUGUCCAAAAAAGGCACAGACACCAGGAUUUCCUUCUCAUCCAAAUCCACCAAAUGCAUAUUGUGCUCCCAAUAUGAUCAGCCUUUACACGCUGUGCUGUCAUGUUUCAAACAUAGCUGGAUUUGCAUCAGUGUAUGGAAGUGACAAUAACAGGUGGUUGAUUGAAAAGGUGGCACUGCCAAAGAGGGCACCCAGGAUGGCCCUAAUACGUGACAUAACAAAUGACUACAAGAAGCAAAUGAAAAGUAUGGUUUUCCUUGUACCUACCUGUCCUAAAGUAUCAUCUAUAACUGGCCUUCCAUCUAAUCCACAUACUAGUGUUGUGCAUUUUGGACCAAAUAUUGUUAACCUCAUUCCUCUGUGCCCAAUAGUUUCCACCAUUCUUGGAUUCUCCUCAAUUGAAAAGACAAAUGAAGAAAGAUGGGUCUUUGAACAGGGUUCAUUGGUGCACAAACUGCAAAAGAAUAUGGUUUUAGAGAUUAACAGCUUGCCAGUUCACCUCGCUAAAGUCAACAUGUUUGCCAUUGCACCGUCUUGUCCCCCAGUUUCAAGGAUCGAAGGAUUUCCAUCAGUACCUCAAAGCAAAGCCAAUAUGAUCAGUUUGCGAGCUUGCUGCCCAAAGGCUUCAUGCGCAAAAGGAUUUGCAUCCAUCACUACCGGCCCAGUGACAAGGUGGGUGAAUGAAACCAAGCCCAUAGUAAUCACAACUAACAGGGAAAAGGCAGAGCACAUUUUUAAUCUUUCUGGACACAAAAACAGCCAGAACAACAAAGUGAGAAUGCUCACUUCGUGCCCUAAAAAGGCCAUAGUCCAUGGCUUUCCAUCUGCUCAUAUAGUUAACAAAGCACCAGAUAUGAUGAGCUUAUACACAUUAGCUCCAUGCGUUUCUCGUGUCCCAGGAUUCCCAUCAGCUAGGAUGCUUAGCUUUGACGUUCGUACACAUAACCAUUCUUCCAUUUUGUUAGUGGAGCAGAAGAAUGAGAAAAAGAGGAUUACCAUUGCCAGUUAUGCAUCAGAAAGUCAUAAUUAUAGACCAGAGAAAAUUAUGCAAAUGCUAUCACUAGCUUCAUCAAGUCCACAUCACACUAGAAUUCAUGGCUGUCCCAGUAACUCCAUCUUGGAUUCAACAUGGAGGGAAAGUGGACAUGAAGAAAAUGAGUCAUACGAAGAAACCCAACGUGUUGCAUAUGAGGAAAGAUUCCGAGGCACUACAAGUCAAAGCAUGGGUUCAUUAUAUGCUAACGGCAUCACAAAAGGAGUAAAAACACAACAGAAACAAAUAGAUACAUCAGAGCCAGAGGGAAUCUCAGGCUGGGAAGUAUUGGAGCUAGAAGGAACAUUGACUGGAAAACAGACAGAAUCUUCCUUAUCAGCCAGAGAGGAUGAUACUUCAGGAUUAGUACACGCUAUUGUGGGUGUUCUCAAUAAAGGUUAUGAAACCGUAGCGUCCAUGUUGGGGCCGUCCAGCUCUGCUGUGGAUGAAAGUCCUCUACAAAGGAAAGCUUUGACUGUGAUGCCUUCGCAUGAUGAGGUGUCACAACAGUGUUUUGUCGACACAAGAAGCACACAUGAGCUUGUUCCUGUUUAUGGCCACUUUGAGGACUGUGGACCAUGUCCUUCUGCUGAGAAACCACUACGAAAUGAAGUGGUGCCUCCAUCACCAAGUGCACACAGUGAUGAUGGCUUUUUGAUGUGUGUAACUAUGAAGGAAUUGCCACCAUUGACUGAGGAAAACUUGGCUGGGAUGUCAGUGGAGGAUAGAAUUAAAAACAAUCAAUGUUCUACAAAUGACCACGACUUACCAGUGUCCACUGAAUGUCUGUUAGUCAGUCACCAGACUGCUAGUGAUCUUCCAACACUGUCCAAACUGGAUAUAGGCUCUCAAAAAGCAAGUUGUGAUGAAAACACCCUACAUCCUUCAUUAAGUCCAUUAUUGGCUGGAAUUCUCAAUGACGCAACCUCAGAUGAUGAGAAUUUUUGUACAGUUAUUUCUCAGAUGAACACAACUGUGGAAGACAUUCAACAAAGAGAGUGUGAAAUAGAACGGCCAGAGCACAAGCAGAAAAUGGAUGGUCUGUCGGAGGUUGUUCAAACCCAGUCUCGUGCAAUAACAUCCACACCACCCGCCACAUACUUUUCUGUUUCUUCUGGUAGAAGCCCACCUGUAGAUUUGGCUGAAUGUGUCCAUCAACAACAAUUUGAUAUUGAAAGUGUUGACGGUAGUUUGCCUCAGAAAAGGGUCCCAAGCAAGCCUGUGAGAAGAAAAGACAGUGUCACCACUGAAACAGCUAACAAUGAAGUGCUUCCUACUACACUUGGAAACAUCAAACAAGGUUAUUGUGAAUCGGAUGUCCUACAGACAGACACAGAAAAGGAAGAGAUUACUCCAUCUGUCCAGGGUCAAGGGUCUUUCUCUUCCAAAAAUAAGGAACUUCAAUACGUCGCACCAAAACAAGAGCAGCUUUAUAUCAAGCAACAUGAGUCCUUCUCCAUCAUCAAAAUGAUUGGUCUUAAACAAAGUGGCAGGAAAUGUCAACCCAUCCCAAAGCCUCGUGCCAGGAAAUGUUUGAGUGGCUUUUUCUCAAAUGACAUCACAUUAGCAGAUCAUGGAAAACCUCAGGCUACAGGAGAUGAAGCCUAUAAAUCAAAAGCGGAAGUGUCAGUGGUGCACUUGAGGAAAAGCAGACCACAAGAAGUAGACAGUACAUCAGGACCCUCAAUAUUUCCUAUACCAAAACCAAGGAUCAAGAAUCGUCUUAGUGCUUCAUUUUCAGAUGAGACGACACUUUCUUCCUCGUUCGACGCAGCGGCUGACAUCUCUGGAAGACAACUUGACCUAGACCAACACGACCAGUCAAGAUGGCCUGUUCCGCUGCCCAGAGCUAAAAAAUGCACACCACCUGCAGAAACCUUGUGUCCCUCAUCAGCUUCUGAAGCCUCAACAAAGAAAGCAAGUGUAGUUGGAUCAACAUUGCAUGAUCCAAAAUAUGUGUUUACAUUUAAAGAGGGGCGUGGAGAAGAAUACCAACAUACUGUCUCUGGUGUGGUCCAUGGCUGCAAGCCAAGCAUGAACAUCUCUUCGUUGACCUCCUCUGAGGAUGACAUAUUGCACCAUAAAGACAGUGAGUCAGUUAAGUCCAAGAAAAAAGUGAAGACUGAAGACUUUGUGUCUGUACAUGUUGAUAGGGACACUUUGCACUUAAGGGACAGCAAUGCAGAACAAAUUUUGACUCCAGCAAAACUUCAGGAUGGCUCGGCCUCUCCAGAAAAUGUUUCUGGCACUCCUAGCUUGGUAAAAUCCAGUCAGUCUCUACUGGAGUGGUGCAAGGAAAUCACUCAGGGUCACAAAGGGCUAAGGAUCACCAACUUCAGCACCUCGUGGAGGAAUGGUCUGGCUUUCUGUGCCAUUUUGCAUCACUUUCACCCUGAGAAGAUUAAUUAUGAACUACUAGACCCAUAUGACAUCAAGCACAACAACAAAAAGGCAUUUGACGGUUUUGCUGAGCUCGGCAUUUCCAGAUUGAUGGAGCCAUCAGACAUGGUCAUGCUGCAAGUGCCUGAUCGUCUCAUUGUCAUGACGUACCUCAGCCAGAUUCACGCUCAUUUCAUGGGCCAGGAGCUUAGCGUGCUUCACAUUGACAAAGACGCCACUGAGUCUAGCUAUGCACUAACUGCGGAGCGGGAAGUCCAAGAGGACACAGAAGCGACCGUACGCUACUGUGCCCAGAGGCUUCAGGAGGAAGGCAUCACUUUGGAGACCAACGGCUCCACCAGCUCAACCGAACAAGAUCAAAGCAAUAUGGAUGUUCCUCCAACGCCCAGAAGCCAAUGCCCACAAGUGUUGUCUGGGGGCUGUGACUCCCCAUCACCCGUCGUACCGCCGAGGACUCACUUCCUGUCUAAGUCUACUUUUUCUCACGUUAAAGAUGCAGAUUUACUCAGGAAACGCAGGUCUCAGAGGAGGAGCGCGUCUCAAGAGGACGCACACUCUUCAACGGCUAUUGCUGAGAAAGAAGACAGUGAAGGCACUACAACAGAAAUGAUAGUGUCAACAGUGGCUGAGGAGGGAAGGCCAGAAGGAAAGGACCCCAGCCAGUAUGUUUUAAGUCAAAUGGAAGCCCUGGAAGCAGAACAAAACCACAUAGAUAGCAGAGCUGCAGUUGUGGAGAGGAGUCUAAGACAACUCAUGGACACAAGCAGUGACAAGGUGCGAGAGGAGCGACUUAUUCAAGAAUGGUUCACACUGGUCAACAAAAAGAAUGCAUUGAUAAGACGACAGGAUCAUCUGCAGCUGCUGCUGGAGGAACAUGAUUUGGAAAGAAGGUUUGAGCUGUUAACCGAAGAGCUGCGAGACAUAAUGGCCCUUGAAGAGUGGCAGAAGACAUUGGCCCACAAGCACAGGGAGCAGCUGCUGCUCCAGGAACUGGUGUCACUGGUCAACCAGAGAGACCAGCUGGUCCACUGUAUGGACGCCAAGGAGAGAGGUGCUCUUGAGGAAGACGAGCGCUUGGAACGAGGCCUGGAGCAGCGCAGGAGGAAGUACGCCCAGCAGCAGCAGGACAAGUGUGUGAUCCAGUGAUCUGUGGGUGGGUCCAUCUGGCAAUUUGCUGUCAUAUUGCUGCCUCUGGGUCCAUGUGGCAAUUUGCUCUCAUAUUGCUGCCUCUUUGCUCCUGUCUUCAUGACUACGGAUUGACAUUCUUUUAGGAUGAGUUUUUUUUCAUGUGUUGUUGUUGGGAAGUGCCUUUUAAGACCGUGAACAAGUGACUCCAUUUUUAAAUGUACAGUUUUAUCCUUUAACUUUCUGUAAGUCCUUUUAGUGCCAAUACACCCACACAAGAGUGGAGAAGCCUAGUAUACAACUUACAACGAAACAUUGCAUGUAACCUCUCUUGCAAAAGCCAGCAUAAUUAACAGUGUCCUUACAGGAAUAUUGCUGCUUCAUAAUUUUUGAAUCAAUGAUUGGAUGCCUGUAGUUAAGCGUAAUCACCAAUUGAUGGCGCCAAACGCCACGUUUUCUUUUAAGGGACAUGUUUUGUUGGAAAAGAUUAUUAUACAAUGACUUACAUUUCCAUUAAUAAGCUAAAAACCUAUAUUUGAUUACGUUAACCUAAAAAGUGUAUACCCAAAGUACAUUAACUGUUACAUAAUAUAUAUUUAAAGCUUUAUUUUUAUUGUGCCUUGUCACUGUAAAGUGAAAAUGGAUGUCUUUCCUUUUUAAUGUGCCUUUUUAUUACUAGAUAUCGGCUAAAACAACCUUGCAUCCAUUUUUUUUCCAGUUUGUAAUUGUCUAUUCAUGGUUUUGGGAGCCUUUUGUAGGCGCAGAUUGUGCAAAGACCAAGCGUUAACACAUUUUAGGUUUAUUAUGUUACCAUCGACAGCAGCCUAAAUCACUUUCACAGCUGCAAACAGGAGGAUAAGGGCAAGGAAUGCCGUAUUUAAGUAAUCUUUAAUUUAUUGCUUUCAUUUAAGAUUUUACUAUUUAUUCAAUUUGUUGCCUGCAGACGUGUCUUUUUUUUCCUCCGAACCCAAAUUAUGCACUUCUUUCUUAUUGCUGCAUUGCACCUUAAAACAUGACAUAGGAACUGCAGUCGUACAAAUGAUGUACUGCAUGUAUGAAACAUUUGGCAAGCAUCUGGAAAUGCAAGUUAUACCUACAUACAAGUCAGGAUGCUUGAAAAUAGGACUAAUUUUGAAUGAAAGAAGUAUUCCUUAUUGUCAAAAGUUUUUUGCAGUUAUGCUUGUUGUUCAAAAGAAUGCUGACUGUUACUUUCAGGUUGUUUUAAUCCUUUAUAUGCACAUUUUGUCACGUUUGGAAAAUAUUUCAGUGCCUGCACAACUGCAAAUUGUUUGCAUUAAAUAUAUCUAUUUUAGUGUGA
Molecule: messenger RNA, 9220 nt
Organism: Nerophis ophidion (straightnose pipefish)
Lineage: Eukaryota; Metazoa; Chordata; Actinopteri; Syngnathiformes; Syngnathidae
Gene: ehbp1l1a
Product: EH domain binding protein 1-like 1a
Exons: 18
Coding region: 133-7923 (2596 amino acids)
Molecular function (GO): protein binding
Source: RefSeq, a predicted model, not a curated record